Alosa sapidissima (American shad) is the source of this 5063-nucleotide messenger RNA. It is a transcript of the gene b4galt4, whose product is annotated as UDP-Gal:betaGlcNAc beta 1,4- galactosyltransferase, polypeptide 4. The transcript is spliced from 9 exons. The coding region runs from base 1320 to 2396 and encodes 358 amino acids. The record is from RefSeq and is a predicted model, not a curated record. Gene Ontology annotation, biological process: carbohydrate metabolic process. Gene Ontology annotation, molecular function: glycosyltransferase activity. NCBI's taxonomy places the organism in Eukaryota, Metazoa, Chordata, Actinopteri, Clupeiformes, Clupeidae.
ACAAUACAGUGAUUUAACUAGUUCUGAACAUUUGAAUACGGGUCUUGUUGAAAUGCAACACUACCGUUACGCUUGUUCAUUUUGCUGGCAUAACUUUAGCUCUUUAGUUGAAUAUCCAACGUUAGCUAGCUUAGCGACAGUGUUGUCAAUUUUGGAGAUAUAUUUGUGUAACGCGCUACGUUAGAGCUAACGGAGUGUCAGCAACAAAGUUAACUGUAAACUGCUAAUUUCACGAUGGCACGCAACCAGUAGUGAAAUGGCAACUUGUAGUAGAACGAAGGUUCGUCUGGGUUCACCCAGGCUAGUAUAUAAUAAUAUACCAUAGUCAGUGCAACUACACAAUUGUAUUUUUAUGUAAAAUUUAAAAAAAUACCAAUACUGUGUAAAAUGUUCAUAUCAAAGACAAUGUUAGGUUUGGUUUUGGGGUACAAAAAGGUUGAUGAAGACGUAUGUUAACGUUACGUGGCAAGUAGCCUAACAGCAGAAUAGAAUGUGUUCCUCCAUUGUUUGCUCAGAAUUUAAGAGACAAAAGAUAAAUCUCCGGUUUCAUAUCCUGCAGUCACUGAUCUAUAAUGAACACACAGAGAUUUCUCUCUUUCUAAAGCAGCAUGAUCAGUGCUGUCUGCAAAUUAGACGUCUCUGCUGAGAUUCUAGAAUGCCAGUGAAGCUCCGCUCUUCCUCUUUGCGCCCCUUCUGCACUUCGGCACAUGACCUGUCGCAUCGGUGGGAUUAGACAGUCUGUUGUGCUAUCAAGAAAAACUGUUGUGGUAGACUACUACCAGACCUCAGUCGACAAGUUCAGACAAGAGACACGAGACGAACAUCCUCCUGGCAACGCCAGUGUUCAGCGGGCGGGGGGGCGUCCGGUUCUGGUUGGUAAGGGAAAUCUGACAUGUAGGAGUUUACCUGGGGUCCAGUUACGUUUUGGACACAAACACAGUGAUCCGUGGACUUGUCUGUUGAUGCCUUGAAAUAUUGGACUCCAGAUACUGUCUUACUAGAGAGGAGGGGAAACCUGUUGAGUCAGACGGACGAGAAGCUCAAGCGUUAAUCAUUGUCUGGACUCCUAACCUGCCACGGACUACUGCCCUCCUCUGCUAUUACACACACACACACGGCACCCUGACUGUCAAAGAUGGAAAGAUGGAGGUUACUUUGAGUAACUGAAGCAGUGUUUUUUCAUCAUUUGCCUUAAUGAGGACGAGGAACACGGACUUGAGGCAAUCCCUUGACCAAUGCAACUGACGCAGUGACCACAGACACCUGGCUGAGGUGUUCCCUCACCUGUCCACCAGGGUACUUCAGUUGCUCCUGUGCUAAUGAUGAUCUCUGCGGUGUGUAAGCUGACCAGGAGGGCCAAGUUCCUCUUCCUGCUGCUGCUGGCUCUUGUGCUGCUCGUCUGGAUCACCUCCUUUGCUGUGAAUGACACCAUCAGGGCCAUCCAGGAGAGCCCCCGUCUGAUUUGGGGGAGUGCUGUGGACCUGCGGAACGUCAACUCUCCGCUGGGGGGGGCCAAACACGACCGCCCCUCACAGCUACCUGCAGCCGCUACUGAGAAACCUACAAGGCCCCCGCUACAGAUCUGCUCAGAGCACCCACCACUGCUGCGUGGCGCUAUAGCCCUGUCAUUCCCUCCCUCUCUGUCCCUGUCGGAUGUUGAGGAGGAGAACCGCGAGCAGCUGUCCCCGGGGGGCCAGUCGCAGCCUAGCAACUGCAUCAGCAGGCAGAAGGUUGCUGUGCUGAUCCCCCAUAGAAACCGUGAGAAGCACCUUCUCUACCUGCUCCACUACCUGCACCCUUUCCUGCAGAGACAGCAGCUACACUACGGCAUCUACGUCAUUCAUCAGGCUGGCAAUGUUGCGUUUAACCGUGCAAAACUGCUGAACGUGGGCUACCUGGAGGCUCUGAAGGAUCAGCCGUGGGACUGCUUCAUUUUCCACGACGUGGACCUGGUGCCUGAGAACGACCACAACCUCUACACCUGCGACACCCAGCAGCCCAAACACCUGGUGGUCGGGCGCAAUGUAACAGGAUACAAGCUGCGCUAUAAAGGCUAUUUUGGAGGUGUGACGGCAAUGACAAAAGAGCAGUUCUCCCGCGUCAACGGCUUCUCCAACGGCUACUGGGGCUGGGGAGGGGAGGACGACGACCUCAGAAUACGGGUGGAGCUGCAGAAGAUGAAGAUCGUGAGGCCUUCACCUGAGGUGGGCCGCUACACCAUGGUGUUCCACAAGAGGGACGUCGGCAACGAGAUUAACAAGGACAGGAUGUCUCUAUUGCGGCGGACUCCUCAGAUGUGGCGUUCAAAUGGGCUGAACUCCUGUUCCUAUAGAACCGUCUCCAUCCAGAGAGUUCCUCUCUACGUCAACAUCACAGUUGAGAUCGGCCAUCCCUAGACGUGUCUGUCAAGUUACAAGAACAGAACCAUCCCCAUCAGCGUCAUGAAUCAGCUGUUCCUCCCACCCUCACCCCCUUUUCACCAACACUGCACAGCUCCCAUCCCAGGUAUGUCCAGCUAAGAGGAGCUCCUCAAAUCUGUUCAGGAUUCAGUUGCUAAGGAUGCUUCAGCGUUACUAAAGAACCUUCCUUCUCCGAGGCUAUCCGUUCUGAUGCUGAGGAUGCUUCCCUAUCCGAGAUUAUCUGUAUCUGGUGCCGAGGAUACUUUCUGAUCCAAGACUAUCCGUAUCUGAUUUCUGCAUGCUUCAGCAUUGACUGAGGAACCUUCCUUAUCCGAAGCUCUCCGUAUCAGAUGCUGAGGAUACUUCACCGUUGACUGAGGAACGCAACUCAAAAAGGAUGCAUCCUUCAGAUGGGGGAACUGAACUGGAUUGCUUCUGACACUACAAAAUGUUAGCUAUGGAAAUACAUAUGUUAUUUAGCUGUUCUGCAUUCCUGUUUUUAUGUUUUUAUUCCUAUAUGGUUGAUCUCUGUAAACUGAUGUCUCUUGUUGCGUAUCUGAUGGGAGGGCCUGAAAGACAGGCAGUAAUGCUGGUUUUUCACUGAAUAGUAUCUUCUCAACUCGGCUCGACUUUACUCGCCUUUUUUGAUUUUCCAUACGGGAAAACUGGUACCAGGUACUAUUUUUAGUACCCCUGUGUGGAGGCUUCAAGCGAGCGGAGGCGCUACUGAAGGGGAAGAGAAAGGGAAGUGCUGCUGGCUACUGAUUGGUCGCGAUGGUCAUUCCUGUGGAAAACUGACAUUCUGAACACGCCUGGCAUUUUCAAUAAUUUUGCUAUACUGUCAGUGCUAGCUCGAAGCAGUUGCCAUUAUUGUCAAUUACAUUACAUUACAUUGUUAUUCAAAACAGGUGUAUUCGUAAAUUCAAUCUAGCACUCUGACAAUGGAAUAACGCUCUGCAAUUCGAAAAAGCGUUCCGUCUCUCUACGGUUUCUCAUAGAUUAAAAUUUGAUGUUAACAUAAACAGUCGCAUACCAAGAAUCAGAAAGAGAAUCCCCCUGAUUUCCUCCAUCAUCAUUAUAAUUGUUGAUGGAAAAUUGUUUUUUGUAACAUCCAUAACGCCAAUAAAAUGUGAUGGUAUGAUGUGAAUGAUUACAUGAAAUUUGAGCAUUUUCUAUUUUUGGCUGAAGAAUGUACAUGAGAAAAAAUGCACAAAAAAAGAAUGUUAUCAUUCACAUCAUACAAAUGCCAAGGCAUUUCACUGGCGUUAUGGAUGUGACAAAAAGUCAAUUUUCCGUGGAAUUGCCCUGUUACUGUGUGUCCCAUAUUAAUGGUAGUUUCUUUCUGUGACGCUUUCCCACCCAGCUAGGUUAAAGGGGUACUUUUAAAGGGGUACUUUUCUGGGGUCGAAAAGGAAGCACCUGGUUAACCAAAAUUGAGUAGAGUUUAACUGAGUUGAGCAGGUACCGUUCAGUGGAAACCGGCGUGACAAUGACUGGUAGGACAUGUAGUAGUCUGACACUGACAGGUUAAAAUUGAGCUGAAUUUAUUAGUCAAUAUGUGACGGUGACUCACUCGCCCCCUCACACACGUGAUGGCACAAGACACGUCCUAUGCAUAUACAGACACUCCAGAGAUUACAUGGGUGACACACAGAUAUAUCCACCCACACUUUUGCAAAAGUGAAUGUAGUCUCACCCACCUCGAUUUUACUGACAUACAAAAGAUUCUUGCAGCCAAGAAGGGAAUGUUUUGCCAAGCUGAGUGGCAUAUUUUAUUUUUGUCUAUGUCGAUGUGAAUGUAAAUCUGACUGGAACUCAUUGUCGUCCUUAGCAUUGGGACUGCAUAGUUUUAUAAGCCCUUUAAGUGGCAUUUUGUACUGUGAAAAAAGAACAUAUUGAAUGUGUCAGAAGAGGUCACCACGGUGCCGUGGGGCAGCUGUUUGUUUACAGCCAGAAACGCGUAACCAGGAGAAUGCAUUGAUCAUCAUCUCCAUGCCAACAGGAAUAGAGUAAAUUCCAAUGGGCCUUUUCCCCAUCUGUCCCAAAAGGACUUCUACAACCAGCGGUGCCUUACUGCAGUUCAGUUCCAUGUUUCAGUAGGUUCCCCGUGUAGCUAGUUACUAAGAGGAUAAUGAGGUGUUAUUAUUGAUUAUUAAUGGUUAUUUAUUUUAGUCGCCAGAAGCGUUUGUCAGAAGUAGGAGUAGCCAUUUAGCUACAGAUAACUCCUAAUAAAGCUCUUCACAAUUUGGCCUUCUAAGAAAAAGGUGGAUACGUUUCUUACGAGUCCUGGAAUCGAGAUUAUUCUCUUAAUCGGAACAUUAUCACUGAGUGCAAGAGGUGGAAUCAUCUUAAACUUUCUUUGAGUGAAACUGACCGCUUUUUAAAAUACUUUUGACUAUCCUGUUCAUUGAAUGGUUUGUCAUUUUCUUUGUUUUGAAAGCCUAUAUAUGUUUGACUAGAUUGUAAAUGGUUGAAUGAUUAGUAGGGUAGAAAAUCGAAUAAAUGAGAGUAGAGAUUGUGGAAUGGAGAGGUCAUAUAGUAAGAUAAUAAUUUGACCUUUGAAUAAAAUCAAGUGCAAUGUGGGGGUGGAGUUUUUAUAAUGUCAAUCCUAAUGAUUUCCCUGUUGAUUAAAGCCUGUUGAUUAAAAUGUGUCUUUGUAAACGA